GCGCAUGCGCGCCAACACUCGCGGAAGCUGCAGCAGCAAUGGCGGCGAUGACGGAGAAGAGGGUCAGCAGUUGGCUGAAGGAUAAGUCUGACGAUAUCGGUGUUCAGCCUUUCCCCAUGAUGGGCAGCCGCCCGUGUAAGGUUAUCGGCUCCAGCCGCAAGGAGACCUUCGGUGUGGUCGCAGCGUCGCUGAGGGAACUGAGGGACACAGGAUCAAAAACAUUAAAUUUGGCCAAAGCUGCACAGAAACCCUAUACAGUUGUGCUGGAAGAAGAUGGAACCAUUAUUGAUGAUGAGAAAUAUUUUGCCCACAUGCCAAAAGACACAAAGUUCAUGAUCCUUGGAGCUGGUGAAAAAUGGGUUCCAGAUGUCAAAAUUACGUCUGGCUCGAGUAAAUGGUUAGACUGUGUGGAUUCCGCACAGAGUUCCAGUAAUUGGAAAACUCUUGCCAAUCAACUCGAAAAUAACUUUGCCCAUAUUUUUAUAAUGUCCGAUGGUAACUUGCAGACACUGAUAGAUGUGAAACCUGCGGAUCUGGCAAAGGAAUUGAAGGUGACUGAAAAACACGCUGAAAAAUUACAGGACUCCAUACAAUGUGCUCUUGAUGCCAGAGAGGAACGUCACCAAGCAUUGGAAGCACUCCAGCUGUUUGGGAACGUUUGUAAGCAUGAUCCAACGCAGGCCCAGAAAACUGAAGUUGAUAGUGUAAGCGCCGGGGCCGCUCACACUGAUCAGCUGAGUCAACAUGUAAUUGAAGUCCUGAAACCUAAAUUUUCACCAGAGCUUGCUUUAUCAAUCAACGAACUACAGAUGGUUUUUGCAAGUAAGGAAGGGAAUUUGGCAACGGAUUUGAAUUGUUCCACUCAAGAAGCUAAGAAGUUGCAACAAGCCUGUAAGAGGGAAUUGGACAAGCGCUCGGGAAUGGCAGGCAGUGUUGAGCAGUUGGAGAACCUUUCUUCAAGGAAAAGAAAGAUGUGAAGCCUUGUGUAACACGCAGCCAAGAGUACAUCUCAAUCCAGCAAUUUAAAAUUAUUUCCUCUUUGCCAGGAAAUGCUGACUUUCAUUCAUCUUUCUUUGCCAUUCUUGAAGAUUUCUUGAAUAGAAAAUCAACCUAUCAUGUAAAUGUCUGUAUGGUAAUUGUGAUCAUUGGAAAUAUAAGCUAUAUUUUUUGUAGAUUAUUCUCUGCAUAAUCAAUCAGAUGUCCCUUAUCUCCUCAUUGUGUUGACCUUUAUUUUAUAAACAGUUUGUGCCUUAGUCUACUAAUUAAACCAGUGAUUCUACUACUAAUUUCUCUGGGUUGGUGCCUGAAUGUGUGAAUUAACAGAACAAAUUGGUAGGUUUUUGUUUAGAUGGUGGUAACUGGAUUGUUUUCAAUCCCCCCUUCCAUCUUGCUUUUAUAAGAUCCUUCAAGGCUCUCAACCUCUCUUUCACCAUCUUGUAUUACUUUCCGAUAUAUGGAAAAGUGUGGAAAAGCUUAAGCAAAAAUUGUGUAAGCAGAAGAUGAUAGCUCAGCAAAUCAUUUACACACUGCAGUUAAAGUUUCUAUUUGCUUUAUAGAUUGAUUGAAAGAUACAGGUCACCCAGCUGACCGUCGGUCUCUUGCACUCCAAGGGAUAUAGCCCUAGCCUGCCCAACCUCUCCCUAUAGCUCAGGCCCUCGGGUCCUGGCAACAUCCUCGUACAUCUCUGCACUUUUCCCCAUCUGAUCAACAUCCUUCCUGUAGCAGACUGGCCAAAAUGAUCGCUAUACUCCAAAUGUGGCCUCGCCCGCGUCCUUCCAGGUCAAAGAAUGACAGUGUGAAAACAGGCCCUUCGACCCAACUUGCCCACUAACUGUGUUAUCUGCAGUUCUCACUAUUUAGUGUUAUGUUUUCACUGCUCGCUAGAGAUAUGUCCUAGCCAGUGGAGAAACCAAACACUGAAUCUGUCACUCCUUGGCAGGACAUUUAAAUGUAAUGGGCAUGGAUGGCCCUGAGUUGCCCGUCAUUUUAAUUCUCCCAGGGCACAGAAUCUCAGCUUCUGCCUGGCACGGUGCAGCCCUUGGGACCUCAUAUUGAAUUCAGCAGUUUCAAAUAAUGAUCUUGCCUUUUUGUGGCAGAACUGGCUAUUUCUGAUAUAAAGGGAGUCACCUGUUAAUUUGAUCAGUUUCCAAGAAUGCUGUCUGAUCUGCUGGUUUUUUUUCUAUCCCCCAUCCUCCCCAAUGUGCUCUUUUAUUUCAGUACAUCAGAAACUGCUGUGUUCUGCUUCUCUGUGCUCUUUCUUUCUCCAAUGCUCCCAUCCAUCUAUAUCUAUUUAUAUAUUUUACAGAUGAACCAGAUUACACUCAAGGACAUAUUAUUUGUAAAAGACAAAUAUUAUUUUCCUUUUGACUGAAUCAACCCAGCUUAGCAACAAGUUGUUUAAGAAGGAACUGCAGAUGCUGGAAAAAUCGAAGGUUGACAAAGAUGCUGGAGAAACUCAGCGGGUGAGGCAGCAUCUGCCUCACCCGCUGAGUUUCUCCAGCAUUUUUGUCAACCCCAGCUUAGCAACAAAAUGAAACCCUGACAUUAGGGGGAGCUAUUGGACUCCUCAAUACCUUUAACCACCAAAUCAUAGCACAAAUUCUGUUCCCUCCAGCAACCUGUUCAAUGCGAUUGUCUUCCUCCUUUGCAGAACUUGUUUCUUGAUUUCAUCAGGGCAGCAUAGUGGUUCUCCAUUGCAUCUCCAGAGUUUUCACCGUCACUCCUUGACUGUCCGAGUUUCCUCUGGGUGCUUCCGUCUCCUCCCACGUCCCAAAGGGGCGCUGGUAGGUUAAUCGCCACACUCAGUCCCCCGCUAUGGUGGGUAAGCAGUUUGUGAGAGAAUAAAUUGCAGGGUAGGAAGGAAAGGGGAGGGAGGACGGGACUGCUGUGCAGGGAGCUGGCAUACCUGGGUUCUCUAGAGCGGGUUGAGCUUCAUGACCUAGAGGACAAGGUGUUGUGAUGUCAGCCAGUGCUGGCAUGUAGCCAGAGGGGAUACGUUUUAUGGGUACAAUGUUGAGAGAAUAUAACCCUGAAAGAAGGUGGGGCUAUUCUUCCUAAGGCAGGAGGGGGAAAAUAAUAGAGGUAUUUAAAAUGAUGUAGAUAAAGUGUUCCUACUGGCUGAAGGGUCAAAGACCAGAGGGCAUAGAUGGAAGUUGAAUGGAUGAAGUGACAUGUGGAAGAAUUUAUUUGGUGAAAGUUAGAAUCUGCUGUGCUCCCAAAAGGAGAAUGUGGAGCCAGAUUCCACACUGCUUUCAUAAGGAGGAUGGAUAAAGUACUUGACGAGGUGGUGGAAUGGAAGCACCUGGAUUGCUCAGAUUCUGGUCGACAUGGCCGCGAUCCGUACUGCAACCUGACAAUUAUGAAAGGUCAUAAGUGAUAGGAGUAGAAUUAGGCCAUUCGGCCCAUCAAGUCACUCCACCAUUCAAUCUUGGCUGAUCUAUCUCUCCCUCCUCACCGCAUUCUCCUGCCUUCUUCCCAUAACCUCUGAUAUCCAUACUAAUCGGAGCAAUCUGGAAGUACACUCAAAUUUGUAUGUUCUCCUGGAAGUACACUUUUCCUAAACACACCCAUUUCCAAAUAGCAGUUUGUCUAGUGCUCUUUAAAAUUCAUCAGAACCUAAUGGGUUAACAGCAGAGAUUGCCAAGAGGGAAUACUGCAAUUAUCUAUAAUCAAGGGUUGUUUUUUAUUCCACUUAAAUCUGUUAAUGUUGGACGGUGUUUUCAACAAGGUUCUGAUUAAGCUGCAGGUCCACAUUAGCCACUGCUUUCAAAGACCAAGCCUCGUGUAAUUGCUUGUGAAUUAAGGCUGCUUAAUAAACAGUAGCAAAAUUAUUUUUAAUAGCUUUUUGCAGAAUGGAAUGAGUAAAAUAAAAAAUAAACUACAGUUCUGAAAA
Messenger RNA from Amblyraja radiata (thorny skate), 3892 nucleotides. It is a transcript of the gene dffa, whose product is annotated as DNA fragmentation factor, alpha polypeptide. Bases 39 to 977 code for a protein of 312 amino acids. The record is from RefSeq and is a predicted model, not a curated record. Gene Ontology annotation, biological process: apoptotic process; regulation of apoptotic process. Lineage: Eukaryota; Metazoa; Chordata; Chondrichthyes; Rajiformes; Rajidae. The transcript has 6 exons.